This is a messenger RNA of Eruca vesicaria subsp. sativa (arugula), 228 nucleotides long. The record is from the annotation of a GenBank genome assembly. NCBI's taxonomy places the organism in Eukaryota, Viridiplantae, Streptophyta, Magnoliopsida, Brassicales, Brassicaceae.
AUGAGUCUAGACAUGCUCUUCAUCGACGAGAAUGUAAGCACUUCCUUUCUGAUUAACGCUGUUGACGCUGGUUCUGUUAAUGUGAACCGUCAAUUCAUGUUCAGUCAGCGUCUCAGCAAAGGGUCAGUCUACAAGUUGAGCGGGUUCGUUGUAACGCGCAGCAUCCCUAAUUUCCAGAUGUUGGAUGCUCCUUUCUCCAUUUGGUUCAAUAAUGGAACCUUUAGUUAA